AUGUCUAAAAUUAAAAAUUCUUUAUUUGAUAGUAUCUUUUUAGAAACGUAUAGCGAAUUGGAAACUUUAAACGAUGAACUAAACGAGCUUUAUAAAGUUUAUCAGACUAAUAAUUUAAAGAAUGAUAGUGAUAGUGACGAUGAUAUAGAUAACAAGGACGAAAGUAUAACAUCCGAAGAAGGCCAAGAAGAUAAU
This is a messenger RNA of Dentiscutata heterogama, 195 nucleotides long. The record is from the annotation of a GenBank genome assembly. NCBI's taxonomy places the organism in Eukaryota, Fungi, Glomeromycota, Glomeromycetes, Diversisporales, Gigasporaceae.